This is a messenger RNA of Aureobasidium pullulans EXF-150, 884 nucleotides long. Its product is annotated as putative 2-hydroxychromene-2-carboxylate isomerase. The record is from RefSeq and is a predicted model, not a curated record. Gene Ontology annotation, molecular function: glutathione peroxidase activity; glutathione transferase activity. Gene Ontology annotation, cellular component: mitochondrion; peroxisome. The transcript is spliced from 4 exons. Lineage: Eukaryota; Fungi; Ascomycota; Dothideomycetes; Dothideales; Saccotheciaceae. Gene Ontology annotation, biological process: glutathione metabolic process. Bases 111 to 773 code for a protein of 220 amino acids.
UCUAUCAAGUUGACUCAACAUUGAUUCUAUUCUUCUUCCUCCAAGCCUGCAAAUCAAACCAUUUUUUCCUUCAAAGUCCUCAUAGCUUAACCUCAACAUCCGCCACAACAAUGGCUCAGAAACCAAAACUCACCUUGUUCGUGGACAUAGUCAGUCCAUUCGGUUACUAUGCUUUCCACACCCUACAGAAAUCCCCAAUCUUCAACCAAGUAGAAAUAACCUACAUACCAAUCUUCCUCGGCGGAGUAAUGAAAGCAUGCGACAACCGCCCUCCCAUCAAUAUAAAAAAUAAAUCAACCUACAUCGAAACCUCACGCAAGCGCUGGGCGAAACGCUACUCUAUCCCACUUUCCCCCACCAUGCCUAAGAAUUUCCCGCCUUUCACUUUGCAUGUGAUGAGGGCAUUGGCUGUCGUUGAAGACAAACAUGCGUCUAUGCUGGAGAACUCUAUAGCGGCGUUGUACAAGGGAAUGUGGGUGGAUAACAAAUCCAUCCAUGAACCCGCCGUCUUCGGCGCCAUCUUAUCUGAGGUACUGGGAGAAGAAAAGGCGAGGAGAGUUGUUGAGGAUAGCACGAAACCAGAAGCGAAAGCAAAACUGCAAAAAAACACAGAUAUGGCAUUUGAAGAAGGCGCAUUUGGAUUACCUUGGUUCGUUGCUACCAAUGCGCAGGGAGAGGUGGAUAGGUUUUGGGGCUUCGAUCACAUGGGGUUGAUGGUGGAGCAUUUGGGGUUGGACGGGGGUGAGUUGAAGGAAUUGAGAGCGAUGUUGUAAAGGGUCAGAUACUAGGAGACGAUUGCGCGUUUUGUGUUGGACUGGUUGCCCUUUCAUCAAUGUUGUUCUUGUGUUCAUCGCUUGUAUACGUACUGAAGGUGAAGAACGCUG